Molecule: messenger RNA, 1407 nt
Organism: Nerophis lumbriciformis (worm pipefish)
Lineage: Eukaryota; Metazoa; Chordata; Actinopteri; Syngnathiformes; Syngnathidae
Source: RefSeq, a predicted model, not a curated record
AUGAGCGGCGAGGAGAACGGACGCGCCGGCCGUCACGGGAGGAUCGGCGAUCGCCACGGGGCGGCCCCGGAGGGCGGCUGGGGCUGGGUGGUGCUGGCGUCCACCGUGGCGGUUCUGGCGCUGACGCUGGCCUUCCCGGCCUGCGUGGGCAUCUUCUACAGUGACUUGCAGAAGGAUUUCCAGGCGUCCAACAGCCAAACGUCGUGGGUGCCCGCCAUCAUGACGGCCGCACUCCACGCGGGAGGGCCACUGUGCAGCGUGCUGGUGGAGCGGGCGGGUUGCAGAGCGACCGUCAUGCUGGGCGGAGUCCUGAGCGGGCUGGGCGUGGCCGCCGGCUCCUUCGCGCGCUCCGUGGGACAACUGUACAUCACGGCCGGAGCGGUCGCCGGUUUAGGUUUCUGCUUCAGCUACCAGCCGGCCGUGACCAUCUUGGGGCAGUACUUUGUGGAGCGCCGCGCCUUCGCCAACGCCGUCUCGUCCACUGGUACGGCGCUGGGCCUAUGCGCGCUUCCGGCGCUGGCCGACUUCCUGCGCGAGCGAUUUGGCUGGAGGGGCAGCUUCCUGGUCCUAGGCGCCGUCCUCUUCCACUGCUGCGUCUGCGGUGCCCUCAUGCGGCCUCUAUGGCCGCCGCCGCCGCCAGCGGAACCCGGGACACCUUACAAAAAAUACUUGCGCUUGGGACUCAGGGGCUUUGUGGCGUGCGUGGCCAAACACCUGGCCCUGGACCAGCUGCUGCACAACCGGCGCUACGCCGUCUAUGCGGCGGCCAUCACCUGGACCAUGUUGGGCUUCGUGGUGCCGCUGCUCUACCUGGUGCCCUACGCCACCGCCCACGGCACGGAGGCGGGGCGGGCGGCCUCCCUGCUCUCCGCGCUGGGCGCGGUCAACGUGGCGGCGCGGCCGCCCGCCGGGGCCGUCUUCGGUCUGCGGCGCUUCCGGGGGCGGCACGUCUACGUCUUCUCGGCGGCGCUGCUGCUGAACGGGUUGAGCAACUUGGUGUGCUGCGCGGGCCCGGCCUUCCCGGUGCUGCUGAGCUACGCGCUGCUCUACGGGCUCUCCAUGAGCGCGGUGGGCUCGCUCAUGUUCACCGUCCUCAUGGACACGGUCGACGCCGGGCGCUUUCCCUCGGCGCUCGGCCUUCUGUCGGUCAUGGAGAGCGUCACGCUGCUGGCGGGACCACCGCUGGCCGGACUCCUGCUGGACGCCACGGGGGACCACCGCCUCAUCUUUGCCGGCUGCGCCGCCGUGGUGGCGUCGGCCGCCGUCUUCCUGGGCGUCGCCUUUUGGCGGAUGGACACAGAGGAGCGCGCCCGAGACUGCGACGACGCGGCGGCGGAAGGACGCCCUCUCUCUGAGGACAGCGCGACCGUUCACUCGCCGAUGCCGAGGGAAGCCGACCGUUUGUGA